Condylostylus longicornis is the source of this 3154-nucleotide messenger RNA. RefSeq lists its product as uncharacterized. The record is from RefSeq and is a predicted model, not a curated record. Bases 1588 to 3000 code for a protein of 470 amino acids. Gene Ontology annotation, cellular component: extracellular region. The transcript has 9 exons. Lineage: Eukaryota; Metazoa; Arthropoda; Insecta; Diptera; Dolichopodidae.
ACUUGACUUCAAAAAUUGACAACUGUCACUGAGUUAUUUCUCAAAAUAAUUUUUAAAGAAAAUGCAAAAAUGUGAAAUUUUAAUAAAAAAAAAUGAGUCGCGAUAGUAAUUUCGCUUAAUUCUGGGCGGCCUUCAUUGAAUUAAUUAUGUGAGUUGUAUUUUAUAUGAAUUCUGCCAAUUCACCGCGGAAAAUCGCUUUUCUAAGUCCUAGUUUGAACAUGGUGUGAAAGAAACUAAAAUUAAGUCAUAGGCACUUGGUUUUUUUAAUUAUAUGUAGGAAAUUUAAAUAAUUAUAUAUUAACAAUUUUAUGCAAUAUCUUAUUUAUAAAAACAAUUUAAUAAUUCCCGAACAAAGAAAAAUAUCUUGAAAAUAAGAUUAACAGAAUAUUAGAUUUAUGACUGAAAGAGCAGAUAAAGUGUGAAUUAAUCAUAAUGAAAUUUUUAACUAAAUUUAAAUAGUGACAUACAUUACAUACACACAUAUUAGUAAUUUGUGUUUCUAAGUAUAGACUUGCUAUUAUAAAACUAUGCAGUUCCAAAUCACCAAUCAUGACUAGUUGAUUACCAAAUACCAUGAAGUAAUCAGGACAUUUUUACCAUUUAAAUUGUUUCAAAACAAAACCAGCUUAUGCAUGCAUGAACAUAUGAAUGUAUGUAUGUAUGUAAUUGCGGUUUAAAAAAACUUCUUGUUUAUUUGUUUUAGAUUCAUUUUCUUCUCUUGAGUUUCUUUUGAAAAAACUGUUAAAUUUUGAAGUAAAGAAGCAUGAGUCAUUCAUCCAGUUUGAUCAUGUACAUAUGCUAUACAGAAUACGCAGGUCAUAUUAAUUAAGAGAUUCAAUAUAUUUUCCAUGUAAUCAAUGAAGUUUUUUAUGUAAGAUGACUUAAGUAUAUUGUUUGACCUAAUAAAAACAAUAAGGUUCUCAAAAUACGCUUAGUUUCAUUUUCUAAACAUUAUUGUAAACAAUGUCUUCUACUGAACCGGUAAGCUCCUUUCUCUUUGACAUUGAUUGAUAUACUUCCAUAAAUGAAAAGAAACAAUUUACCCGAAAAUAAAGUAGAGUUAGGUAUUUGUUCAUUACCUUCUCUUUAACAUAUAAAAUAAAACUCAAAUAAAUAGAUAAAUUCAGAGCAAAUUAAUGGUUUGUAAAGCAGCACUUUUCGUUUAAAUGGUAGUAGGUUUUUUAAAAAAUAACCCAUACUUACUAAAUCCAUCCAUAUUAGGCAAUAAUAUGAAUGUGCAUAUAUGUAUACGUACAUACAUCCAUGUAGGUGAGGUAGGUAUGCGUAAAGCAGGUGUAAUUACCGUUAUUGGAAUAUCUUAUUGCAAUUUUAAAUUUAAAAGUUGUAAUUUUAACUGUACAGGUACAGGUAAUUUUAACUUGUUGCUAUUAACAUUGAUUUGAUUUAUAAAAUAAAUUUUUUAAAUAACAUAGGAACCAUAAAAAUCAAUAAAAAAAUAUAAUUAAUAAAAAAAAAUAUUGGCUAUAAUUAUUUGAAAAAUUUCGGUCUUUUCGCUUGUUUGAAAUUUUUUUAAAAAAGUUUUAAAUUAUAAUUUAUAGUUCAAAAAGAAGAAAAAUUACAAAAAAAAUGUCAUGUGAAAAUCUGUUUUAUUUUUUUCCAUGCAUUCUAAAUUUACCAAGGGAAAAGCCAGAUUAUUAUAAUAAAUCAAGAUAUAAAACACCUAAGGAAAUAUCAGCUGCUAAGAAAGAAUCAGAAUGCACAAAAAAAUUUGUUAGAGAAAUUAUUUUUAACAAAAUUCGGCAAAUGAGAAUCAAUGCAAUCCGACGAUCAAUGAUAGAAAGACAAACGUUUCUUGCAUCAUCAAAGGAUUCCGCCGAAAUACCAAAAAUUCAGGGAUCAAUGAAUUUCAGGAAUAAUGAAAAAUUUACAGAAAUUGAGACUAAAAAAUUUGAAUUAGACAAAAGAGAUAGUGAACAUUCAAACGGCAGCAGAAAAUCAGCUUCAUCGGGAGGCUAUGUAACGACAACAACAACAACCAAAAUUGUAACUAGAGUUAUACAAGAAGCUUACGAAGAACCUAAUAUUCAUGAAGUUCAUGAGGUACACCGUAUUCAUCAAAAUUCUCCAAGCGUUUCAAAAAAUGAAUUUAGUCAUAUUACAGAUCAAACUGAAUUUAAAAGAAAAUUUCUAGAAGAAACUAACAAAUAUAGAAGUAAACAUGAUGCUCCACCUUUAAUUAUGAGCAAUGAACUUUGUAGUUUUGCUCAAGAAUGGGCUAAUCACUUGGCUUAUAAUGUUAAAGGACUUCAACAUCGACCACGAUGCCAAUAUGGUGAAAAUUUGUAUGCAUCUAAAGGUUAUCAGGUAGAUGGUGGUACAGCAGUUAAAAGUUGGUAUGAUGAAAUCAAUAAUUAUAAUUUCAAUAAGCCUGGUUUUUCUUCAAAAACUGGACAUUUUACACAACUUGUAUGGAAAAAUACAAAACAAGUUGGUGUUGGAAUGGCUACAAAGAAUGGAUGGAUUUACAUUGCUGCAAAUUAUAGUCCGCCUGGAAAUGUUCUUGGUCAAUUUCCAAAUAAAAUCUCCAAAAUGAAUAAUUUUGAACAAGAAUGUCUUAAUGAACAUAAUAAAUAUAGAGUUUUACAUGGUUGUCCUCCAGUUACUCUAAAUAGAGAUCUUUGUAAUUUUGCAAGUGAAUGGGCGCAUUAUUUAGCAAGAAAUAACAUCUUACAACAUAGAUCAAAUUUAGAAUAUGGUGAAAAUAUUUAUAUGUCAUCUGGUAGUACAAUAAAUGGAAAAAUACCAGUUGAAUAUUGGUAUAGUGAAUCAAAACAAUAUGCAUAUGGUGGUAGUAAUGGAUUUAAUUCAAAUUGUGGACAUUUCACACAAGUUGUAUGGAAAAGAUGUGAAGAAAUUGGAGUUGGUUUUGCAAUAAAUGGUCCAAGUACUUUUGUUGUAGUAAAUUAUAAUCCACCUGGAAAUUUUAGAGGAGAAUAUUUAGAAAAUGUUCCACCACCAGUUGCAGGUGGUAGUGCAUGAAAAUUUUGUGGAAGUAUUUUUUGUGUUUAAAUUCGUUUAAUUUUUUUUAUCUAUUAAUAAGUUUUUUUUUUAAUAAACGCCAAAGAAUGCAAUCAAUUGUAUAUAAUAAAUAAAAUGUUUUUAAAUAAAAAUUUAGAGUUUUUGUUAAAAUUGU